This is a messenger RNA of Armigeres subalbatus, 2262 nucleotides long. RefSeq names its product 6-phosphofructo-2-kinase/fructose-2,6-bisphosphatase (gene Pfrx). Gene Ontology annotation, molecular function: fructose-2,6-bisphosphate 2-phosphatase activity; ATP binding; 6-phosphofructo-2-kinase activity. Gene Ontology annotation, biological process: fructose 2,6-bisphosphate metabolic process; fructose metabolic process. The transcript has 8 exons. The record is from RefSeq and is a predicted model, not a curated record. Bases 477 to 1907 code for a protein of 476 amino acids. NCBI's taxonomy places the organism in Eukaryota, Metazoa, Arthropoda, Insecta, Diptera, Culicidae. Gene Ontology annotation, cellular component: cytosol.
UCUCUCUUUCGCGUCGGAGGCAAAGAGUUGCGAUUCAGUAAAGCGUUCUGUCGCAGAAAUCUACCUCUCGCCAGUAUAUCGCACUUAAUUGAGAAAAUUGUGAAAUUAAAACUUAUGGUUUUGAUGCUUCAAUGGAUUCAAUUUGAAACGCGUUGUUGUAGUGACGAUUAUUGAUUUUCCGGUUUUUGCCAUUCGUUUGAAUGGAUUGGUAGUUAGUUUCGCUAAUUUGCAUUUUUUUGUCUGUGCUGAUAAGCAAAUAAGACUGUGACUGCAUUAUUGCCAUAAAAAGUCAUAAUAAUAAGUGUCCGUUAAGGUGAUUCGAUUACGUAUUGCAACACAAACUGUAUAUGCAGAGUAGGCCACGAGUGCAUCAGCUGUUCCAUCGCGCCUACUUAAUCGAUAGUGAUUUUAGCUCAAUGAGCACAUUUUUGCAUUCGGAAAGUUUAACAUAAAGUCAAUCUGGUAUCAACCUUAUAAUGGCGGCGCCUGCGGAGGAUAAAAAUAAUGACAACAUGAAAUCGCUGGGGUGGAAGUUUCUGCACAAAGAAACCUUCGGUGUUGGUGAACGUGCCAACUAUGUAAACAGCCCACAUGUCAUUGCGAUGGUAGGGCUGCCUGCCCGCGGCAAAACUUACAUUUCCAAGAAGCUGUCCCGCUACCUGAACUGGAUCGGUAUCAACACGAAGGUAUUCAAUCUGGGCGAGUACCGGCGACACGCCACCGAUGCCUACCGAAGUCAUGAGUUUUUCCGACCGGACAAUGAAGUGGCGAUGGCCAUCCGACAGCAUUGCGCCGAAAUGGCCCUGCAGGACGUUUGCCAGUGGUUGGAGAAUGGCGGUGAAGUGGCGGUAUUUGACGCUACCAACUCGACCCGCGAACGUCGUCGCAUGAUAAGGGAAAUCAUCGUACACAAAAUGGGCUUCAAACUGUUCUUCGUCGAAUCGAUCUGCGAUGAUCCAAGGAUCAUCGAACAGAACAUCAUGGAAGUGAAAGUCAGCAGCCCGGACUACCGCAACAUGAACAUGGACGAGGCCCUUAACGAUUUCCGCCUCCGAAUCGAACACUAUCAGGAACGCUACGAACCGCUGGUCGAGGAAAUCGAAACAAACCUGUCGUACAUGAAGAUCUACAACACCGGCGAGAAGGUGGUCGUUCACAAGCACGAAGGCCACAUCCAGUCGCGAAUCGUGUACUACCUGAUGAACAUUCACAUUACACCGAGAACGAUCUACCUGACACGGCACGGUGAAAGUGAACACAACCUCAAGGGACUGAUCGGAGGCGAUUCGAUACUGAGCGACCGGGGACGUCGCUAUUCGCAGGCCUUGGCAAAAUACAUCGAAGAACAGCAAAUAGAGGGUCUGCGGGUUUGGACCUCGUGGCUGAAGCGCACAAUCCAGACCGUCGCGGACGUUACCGCACCCCAGGAACGCUGGAAGGCCCUGAACGAGAUCGACGCCGGCAUCUGCGAGGAAAUGACCUACGAACAGAUCCAGUCCAAUUUCCCGCAGGAGUUCAAGGCGCGAGAUCAGAACAAAUUCGCCUACCGUUACCCACGCGGCGAAAGUUACGAAGACUUGGUGGUCCGGCUGGAACCGGUCAUGAUGGAGCUCGAACGACAGGGUAACGUGCUGGUGGUGUCACAUCAGGCCGUCCUUCGAUGUGUGUUGGCGUACUUUUUGGAUAAAACGGCAGAUGAACUCCCCUAUCUUAAGGUACCGCUGCAUACGAUCAUUAAGCUAACGCCGGUAGCAUACGGUUGUAAGGUUGAACACAUCAAGCUACCGAUCGACGCGGUGGAUACUCACCGUGCAAAACCAGAGAUACCCGAAGACGACACCGCCGGCGGCAGUAGCAAUGUCGUCACGCCGGAUGGUUCGCCCACGAAUGGGAAUUGCUCGCGAUGAAUCGCCGAAGAUCAUCCAUGAGAGCGAAACUAAUUGGCAUUCGCAUUUUAACAAGAAAAAAAAAACAUUUUAGUUAGAGAGGGAGACACUAUUCCACAUUGUCUUAUUAGCGGAUCAAAACUGCACUGAAAGUCCGAUCGAGUUCAAUCAACCUGUGCUAACAAUCUUAGUGUCUACUGAUAAUGAACCAUAAAUGUUUAAGUGUCUAAUAUCAUGUGUCGCUGCACAUUUUUUAUUAAUAAUUCUUAGGUGUUAGGUACUUAUCAUAUCAUUUUUAUUAAAUAUUCAGAAAGUUGUUCAAAAUUUGAUACAGUAAUGUUGAUUAAUAAAUGGAAGCUUCAAGAAAAAAGUAAAA